Cylicocyclus nassatus is the source of this 2336-nucleotide messenger RNA. The record is from the annotation of a GenBank genome assembly. NCBI's taxonomy places the organism in Eukaryota, Metazoa, Nematoda, Chromadorea, Rhabditida, Strongylidae.
AUGUUCUUAAACAAUGGAAGCUCUCGGCGUCACUUCUUUGAUCCACCGCAUCUGCAAAGCUCUUCUACAUUUCUUAGCAAUGAUUGUACGGCAACCGAUAAAGCUACCAUGAAAUGGCGAUUAGUGCAGAUUCUCGCAGUACUGCGGGCUGCCGUGCCCGCUGUGGCUAUGGCCCUAACGGUUCUAAACGAUGACCAUGUUGUUCAUACUGCAUUAGGUGCUAUUCGGGGUGUACCAGAGCAGUUCCAAGGUGAGCACGUUACCGCGUUUCUUGGAGUACCGUACGCUCGGCCACCAGUCGGUAUUCGACGUUUUGCCAAGCCAGAGCCAAUACAACCGUGGACAGGCGAGUUAGAGGCUCGAUCGCCCACCAAAGCUUGUUACCUGACCAUCGACACAGCGUUUCCACAGUUUCCUGGCGCAGAGAUGUGGAAUCCACCAAAUGGUAUCAGUGAAGACUGCCUAAGCAUGAAUAUUUGGGUUCCAGCAAAGCAUGACGGAUCCGUUCUGGUGUGGAUCUACGGCGGCGGCUUCUUCAGUGGCUCACCAUCUCUGGACCUCUAUGACGGGACCGCUAUGGCAGCUUUGAAGCAUACAAUUGUUGUAAAUAUAAAUUACCGGCUGGGCCCUUUUGGAUUCCUCUACCUCGGUGAUGAUUCACCUGUGCCGGGAAACAUGGGACUAUUAGAUCAACAAGCUGCCCUGAAAUGGUUGCACGACAACAUUGGCUCAUUCGGUGGUGAUCCUUCGAAGGUGACAUUGUUUGGUGAAUCAGCCGGAUCAGCCUCGGCAACGGCUCAUCUUGCUGCUCCAGAUAGCUAUCCAUAUUUCAACAAGAUCAUUGCUAGUAGCGGUACUAUAAUGAACUCAUGGGCUAGCAGGACUCCCGAUACAAUGUACGAGCUGUCUCUUAGGCUUGCUAAGCGCCUCAACUGCACCUUCAAAGGAGUGGAUGCAGCAGCCAUACAUAACUGUAUGCGUGCACUACCCGCAAGUGUGAUACAGAUAGAAGCCGAUAUAGUAUCCAGUGACAUUGGUCUCCCAAUGACCUUUGCCUUUGUACCCGUUAGUGCUGAUAGGAAUUUCUUCAAAGGCGAUGUUUUCGAAAGACUUAGAAGUAGAAAUUUCAAGAAAGACGUUUCCGCUAUUUUUGGAACAGUAAAGGACGAAGGAACGUACUGGCUACCUUACUAUAUGAGUCAACAUGGUUUUUGGUUCAAUCACACGAUCUCAGCCGAAGACCCUCAAAACAAGGCUCUUAUUAGCAGGUCUCAAUAUCGGCAAGCGAUGAAAGCUUUCAUGCCAUACUUUGGUGGAUCGCCUUUGGUUGAGAAUGCACUUUUGCAUGCUUAUCAGUACGUUUCCGAACGACAAACAACAUCCGAACAGCUUCGAGACGGAGUUGGGCGAUUUCUUGGCGACUAUUUCUUUACCUGUAGUCUGAUCGAAUUUGCCGACAUAAUCGCAGACAACGUCUAUGGGCCUGUGUAUAUGUACUAUUUUACAAUGAGGUCUACGGCCAAUCCUUGGCCAAAAUGGAUGGGUGUAAUGCAUGGCUACGAAAUCGAAUACGUCUUUGGGCAGCCACUGUCGAGACCAUCACUUUACGACAAAAAUUAUCUCGAAACGGAGCAGCGCUUCGCUAGUUAUAUGCAGAAAUUAUGGGCCGAUUUUUUGACUACUGGAGCGCCAGCCCCAUACUGGCCAAAAUACAACAGGAUAGAGCGAAAAGCAUUGGUACUUGGAGAGGAAUCCGUAAAGGGUAAUCAUCGCAUACUGGUCGACGUCCAUGGUUCCUACUGUAGACUUAUUGACGAAGGAAAAACUGUUGCUGGUCAGGUAUCUGAAUGUCGAGCUAGACGAACCCAGCCAGCCGCGAUUGGUCACUCGCGAGGAAUGGACGUUUUGAACAGCUCGAAGUCCACCAUCUCAGCUCUCAUCGUCAUUCUCGCUGCCAUUCGACUCCUCGUCCUCAGCUGAUACGUACAACACUUGUGAUGAACUUUGUUUAGAGUCAGCUAGUCGUCUAUUUUGAGCGUGCCUUUGUUAGUUUUGUUGAGAUUGUACUAUUUCGUUUUGUUUGUUUCAAAUUCACUUUGCGUAGGGCUGUAAAUAAGAUCUCUCACAAACAUGUUCUAUUCUAGCCGGAUACCUUUCACUUCCACCGCCUUUGCGUGUAUUGUACAUGUAAUGACACAGUCCGUUAUUCUAAACCUUUUAUUUUUACAUUCAGUCUGAAGAAUGGUACAACCAAAAUCUGUAGAAAAUUAGUUGUGUCAUUUAUCUUGUUGUGAAAGUUGGCAUUGACUGGGUAUUGAAGUCAUUCUUAUAAAUAU